Ustilago hordei is the source of this 672-nucleotide messenger RNA. RefSeq lists its product as uncharacterized. The record is from RefSeq and is a predicted model, not a curated record. Lineage: Eukaryota; Fungi; Basidiomycota; Ustilaginomycetes; Ustilaginales; Ustilaginaceae. The transcript is spliced from 3 exons. Gene Ontology annotation, molecular function: SNARE binding; SNAP receptor activity. Gene Ontology annotation, cellular component: Golgi apparatus; endoplasmic reticulum membrane; ER to Golgi transport vesicle membrane. Bases 1 to 672 code for a protein of 223 amino acids. Gene Ontology annotation, biological process: vesicle fusion with Golgi apparatus; intra-Golgi vesicle-mediated transport; intracellular protein transport.
AUGUCCGAACUCUUCGACAGCUACGCCUCCGAUCUUCAGCAGCUGAAGGACAGCGUCUGCCAGAAGAUCGACCAGGCCAAGUCCCAGAAUGGCGAAGCGAAAAACUCGACACUGCGCAGAGCAGAGAUGGAAGUAGAGGAGGCAGAAGAGGUCAUCUCUCAGAUGGAUAUUGAAGUGCAAGGCUUUCCGCAGUCAGUGCGGUCACGCUACUCGGUGCAGAUCAGAGGCUUUAAGCAAGAAGUGCAGGCGCUUACAAAGCAAGUUCGGGCAGGGCUUUCGGCUUCUUCAGGUGGAGCUCGUGGUGGAAACGACGCAGCAUAUGCAGAUGAAGAUGUAGAUGUCGAAGCCGAUGCUGCUACUGCGAAUCGUCAAAGAUUGCUACAAGGCACCGCAUCGCUCGAAGAUGGAACACGGAGGCUUGAGGAAUCCAAUCGUCUCGCACUUGAAACUGAAGACCUCGGCGCUGAUAUCCUUCGCGAUCUCAGAAGUCAAAGAGAACAGAUCGAGAACUCCAGAGAUACUCUCCGACAAGCCGACCAAAGCAUCGAUCGCUCCUCCCAGACUCUGUCCAGGAUGAUCCGUCGGGCCAAACAGCAAAAAUUGGUUACCAUAGGCAUCAUUGUCUGCCUCGUUCUUUUGAUCCUUCUCAUUCUGUACAACAAGCUCUUCUGA